AAAUUAUUUUAUAGUAGUUUUCAAGGCUCAGUCUCGUGCCAGCUGGCCUUUUUUUAACAACUUCUACAGGAGCCUUCUGACAAAGAACUUCAAAAGCCCUUAGAUUUCAAGAUGGAUCACUCAGCUGGUCUCAUCCAAGAAAAUUCGUUCAUUGAACGAGCACUAAGGCUCGUUUUCAUGACCGCUAGUGCCGCUACGAGGCAAGCCGACUCAUAUUUGCCAUCGAAGAAAGGCUACAACGAAGGUAAGGGCGCCGGGCCGGAUGCGGAAUCUGAAGUUCCUGAAUUUGGAAUGAUUUCGCUUAACCAGCGUCGUCAGCACAUUUUCCGAGCUUAUCAAACCCGUCUGCCCCCACCUGGAGAAAAAACUGCUUCAAACCCGGGGAAACAUGAGGAUAUGUGCAGAGAUAUUAGAGAGGCAACUAACUUGAACAUCAGGGAUGGAUUUCGAUUCGAAUUCGAACGGCAGCUAAGCAACGCCUUUGGCAUGGCGCACCAAUUUUCUAUGGGUCAGCAGCAGCAGCAAAACAUGGGCGGUCAACAAGAGAUGCAACGAGAGCCUCCCAGUUCGUAUUGUUUCAUGACACAUUACACCUCGCCGGCGUUCGGCAUCUUCAUAAGCCGUUUGUCUACAUCUGGUGAAAUCAUGGCCCGCUGGAUCAAAGAGGGUAAACAAGUAACGGGACAUGUUUCCUAUCAGGAGCGCGCCGUCCAGAAGGGUACUGAAAGCUCGUUUGAAGCCGAAUUGAUCAAACCGAGGAAAGACUCUACGUUAACGGGAAAACUGAUUUUCCAGUCGACGCCGCAGGGUUCUGGGCCAGCCCUUGGCCUAUCCUUUGCAAAGUCAUUAACUCCAAAUUUAAUGGCUGGACUCGAAACAUUUUUUUACCCAAAUGGCUCUUUUAGCUACUUUACAGCGCGCUACGAUCGAUCACUCCUUGAGGAGCACGAAGUGGAGGACGCUAACAGUUUGCACAAGACCGUCACUCACCACAUCGAAACACUGGACGAACAAAGAGUCAUUUCAGAGCUCGAAAUGGUCAAGUUAUCCAAUGCUCUCUUCGAGCCAAGAGAGGCCUAUUGCUUUCAAGCUCAAUCGACCUCAAAUUAUGAAUUUUCAUAUAUUCGCCAUAUUUCAAGGAUUUUUACCCUAGUCACUUCUCUAUCUUUGAGCAAUAUGCCGCAACUCAAAUCGCCCUAUUUUGUGCCUAGCUGGAACCUUUGUUUGCAGUACAACGCCGACCCUGCUAUUUUUUCUGCCAGCAUAUGCAACCUAAAGACGCUGUCCUGUUUGAUGGUUCACGCAAUUAAUGACUACAUGUCUUUAGAGCUGUGCGGGUUGAUUGAUUACGCCAAGGACGCAUAUAAAUUCGGAUUCGGCCUAAUCAUGAGGCUAUAAUUCUCAUCACAACAAAAUUCGAAACGGAAUUUCAAAUGGGGUCGCGUAUAUGUAAAGUCGUUAUCUAUAUAAAGUCCACAAUUUUUUUUAAAAA
Molecule: messenger RNA, 1492 nt
Organism: Schistocerca gregaria
Lineage: Eukaryota; Metazoa; Arthropoda; Insecta; Orthoptera; Acrididae
Exons: 2
Coding region: 112-1398 (428 amino acids)
Biological process (GO): protein import into mitochondrial matrix
Cellular component (GO): mitochondrial outer membrane translocase complex; mitochondrial outer membrane
Molecular function (GO): transmembrane protein transporter activity
Source: RefSeq, a predicted model, not a curated record